Peromyscus eremicus (cactus mouse) is the source of this 2833-nucleotide messenger RNA. It is a transcript of the gene Map3k8, whose product is annotated as mitogen-activated protein kinase kinase kinase 8. The transcript is spliced from 8 exons. NCBI's taxonomy places the organism in Eukaryota, Metazoa, Chordata, Mammalia, Rodentia, Cricetidae. Gene Ontology annotation, molecular function: protein kinase activity; ATP binding. The record is from RefSeq and is a predicted model, not a curated record. Bases 514 to 1917 code for a protein of 467 amino acids. Gene Ontology annotation, biological process: protein phosphorylation.
GGCCAGCAGCGCACGGUGCUCCCGCAGCGCACGAGUCCUCCCGCGGCCCUUUGCCCGCUCUCCAGCGUCCGCCACCCGCCCUCGGGACCCCAGCACUCCUGGCUCCCGCAGGCAAGCCACCCACUGCCUACCUAGCCCGAGCUCUGGGUGGGCACUUGGAACACUCAGGUAACAGAGUUUGGGGUGCCUUGGGUGUGUUUCCGGGGCGCACCUCCUAAGUGUCCGGGAGUUCCCACUCUGAAACGGAGCGUGCCUCCCACCACGGGAGCCUCGGGUGGCCUGCUGCACGCAGGUACAGCUGGAAAGCACCUUGCGCAAGGAGGCGGGAGGUGGACUCACGGCUCCUCCCCCUUCCUCCUUCUUCCCGGAUUCCGGGUGACCAGUCAGUGUCGGCCUGGGCUGUGGCUGGGGAAGUGAGGACCCGCGCUCUCCGCGUCUCCCGCGGGAGACGCUGCUGCUUCGACAGCUGCGCCCUGGUUGCUGAGCCUGGACUCCCCAGCAGGCACCACAGUGAUGGAGUUCAUGAGCACGGGAAGUGACGAGAAAGAAGAGAUUGAUUUAUUAAUCAAGCACUUAAACGUGUCGGAAGUCAUCGACAUAAUGGAAAACCUUUACGGAAGUGAAGAACAAGCAGUAUAUGAGCCCAGUCUGAUGACCACGUGUCCAGACAGUAACCAGAACAAGGACCGUUCGGAGCCACUGCUUCGGAGUGGCCAGGAGGUGCCCUGGCUGUCAUCUGUCAGAUACGGGACCGUGGAGGAUCUACUUGCAUUUGCAAACCAUAUAUCUAACACCGCAAAGCAUUUUUAUGGACGUCGGCCGCAAGAAUCUGGGAUUUUAUUAAAUAUGGUAAUCAGUCCCCAGAACGGACGCUACCAAAUCGACUCAGAUGUUCUCCUCGUCCCUUGGAAGCUGACUUACAGGAACAUCGGCUCUGGUUUCGUUCCUCGGGGGGCCUUUGGAAAAGUGUACUUAGCCCAAGACAUGAAGACCAAGAAAAGAAUGGCAUGCAAACUGAUUCCGGUGGAUCAGUUUAAGCCAUCGGAUGUGGAAAUCCAGGCCUGCUUCCGGCAUGAGAACAUUGCUGAAUUAUAUGGUGCCAUCCUAUGGGGUGAUACUGUCCAUCUCUUCAUGGAAGCAGGCGAGGGAGGGUCUGUUCUGGAGAAGCUGGAGAGCUGUGGGCCCAUGAGAGAAUUUGAAAUUAUUUGGGUGACGAAGCACGUUCUUAAGGGACUUGAUUUCCUGCACUCCAAGAAAGUGAUCCAUCAUGAUAUUAAACCUAGCAAUAUUGUCUUCAUGUCCACAAAAGCUGUUUUGGUCGACUUUGGCCUAAGUGUUCAAAUGACUGAAGACGUCUAUCUGCCCAAGGAUCUCCGAGGAACAGAGAUAUACAUGAGCCCCGAGGUGAUUCUGUGCAGGGGCCAUUCCACCAAAGCCGACAUCUACAGCCUUGGAGCCACACUCAUCCACAUGCAGACAGGCACCGCACCCUGGGUGAAGCGCUACCCUCGAUCGUCCUAUCCCUCUUACCUCUACAUAAUCCACAAGCAGGCACCUCCCCUGGAAGACAUUGCGGGCGACUGCAGUCCAGGCAUGAGGGAGCUGAUAGAAGCCGCCCUGGAGAGGAACCCCAACCACCGUCCUAGAGCGGCAGACCUACUGAAACACGAAGCCCUGAAUCCCCCUCCAGAGGACCAGCCACGAUGUCAGAGUCUGGACUCUGCCCUCUUUGAACGGAAGAGGCUGCUGAGUAGGAAGGAGCUGGAACUUCCUGAGAACAUUGCCGACUCUUCAUGCACGGGCAGCACCGAAGAGUCUGAGGUGCUCCGGAGACAGCGUUCCCUCUACAUAGACCUCGGAGCUCUGGCCGGCUACUUCAAUAUUGUUCGGGGGCCACCAACCCUGGAAUAUGGCUGAUGGAUGGCUUUGUCCGCCACAAACUAGGAUGGACAUUUCUCUCCUGGAUGUUGGCUUUGCAGACCCUGCACAGCAGCUCUGGAGAGGGAAUUUUACCCAUUUUUUGGGAGGGUCAGUGAGGCCUCAUGACAUAUGAAUGUCACUGCAAUGUCCCCCUUUGUGAAGCUACUCUGGCAUGUCCCAGGGCCCAAGGUUCUCAUUUCUCAGGUGGUGGGACUGGACAGGAUGGAGCAGAGAGCUCAGGGAAGGAUCAUUUCUGAUGACAAUUCCAUUCACUGUAUACUCUGCUGGACGUGUUAAAAAAAAGCCCUCAUAAGAUAUUAACCUAAAUUUCCUAUUCUUGGUUCUUAUUUAAGCAUGGGAUCUUCACUGGACUCAGAAGACCUGUUCUGUGUAUAUAUUGGUGUGUAUUAUAUGGUAAUUCUUUGAGCCAUGGUGGGUAGGCUCCAGUAUAAGUUUAAUUCAUUGUAUUUUGGGUGAAUAGAACAACUUUAAUAUUACAGCAAUAUACUGGACUAGUGUCUUACAAAUGGCCGGUUCACUCAGAGCCACCUGACAGUCAGUCACUAGAGACAGUUUCUGUUAUGUUCCUAUGGAAACACUGUGUACUGUACAUGCUAUGCUUAAAACAUUUAAAACACAAUGUUUUUAAAUGUGGAUAGAACUAUGCAAACCACAUAAUUUCUGUACAUCCCAAAGGAUGAGAAGUGUGACCUUCAAGAAAGUGGAAGCUUUUGUAAAUUCUUGGUGAUGCUACAUUUGUAAUUAAUGAGACUAUUUUCUUUAAAGUGUUUCUAUAUUAAAAUAGCAUACUAUGUAUGUUUUAUUCCAAAUUCCUUCAUGAAUCUUUCAUAUACAUAUAUGUAUAUAUAUUUUAACAUUGUAAAGUGUGAGCAUUCUUAUUUAAAGUAUAUUU